AUGAACCCAAAUGAAAAUUCUUCUAGUUCAAGUGAUGAAUUCUUUGAUGAUUAUGUCAACAACAUCAUCGCUGUGAACGAGUGUCUAGAUGAAGAAGAAGAUUACAUAAUCGAGCAAGCUGCUCAAAUGAUUGUUGUCCCAGUUUCAGAAGAAUCCAGCAACAGAAGAAGAUCCUACAAGAAGCUUAAGUAUAUUGAUAGAGAUCGUGAAGCUGCAAACACAAGAUUGAUGAACGAUUACUUUGUUGAUCGUCCGUUAUACCCAGAAUCUAUGUUUCGACGUAGAUUUUGUAUGCGUAGGUCUCUAUUCAUGCGAGUUGUGGAUGCAGUUACUGCUAAACGACCUAAAUACUUCGAGCAACGUCAAGAUGCUACUGGGAAACUAGGAGCCACUAAUAUCCAGAAAUGCACAGCAGCAUUGAGGAUGCUAGCCUAUGGGGUAGCAGCUGAUUCAAUUGAUGAGUACAUCAAAAUUGCCCAGUCAACUGCAAAAGAAAGCCUUGCUCACUUUGUUAAAGGGGUUCGAGAAGCGUUCACGGAAGAGUACUUGAGGAGGCCUACCAUUAUAGAUUUGCAGCGCCUCCUAUAUGAUGGAGAAAGACGGGGUUUUCCGGGCAUGAUGGGCAGUAUAGAUUGCAUGCAUUGGCAAUGGAAAAACUGUCCCCGUUCUUGGAAAGGAUUAUACCAAGGAAGGAGUAAAACUGCAACGGUUAUAUUAGAAGCUGUUGCCUCAGGUGACUUAUGGAUAUGGCACGCAUUUUUUGGAACACCUGGAACUUGCAAUGACAUCAACGUGUUGCAACGAUCUCCGGUGUUUGAUGAUUUAUAUCAAGGUAAAGCCCCUCAAAUGAACUUUACAGUCAAUGGUAACACAUAUAACAAAGGAUACUAUCUAACUGAUGGGAUAUAUCCUAAGUGGGUCGUGUUCAUCCCAGCGAUUCGACUCCCAAUGAAUCCCGUGGAUCAAUUGUUCACUGAGCGACAAGAAUCGGUCCGAAAAGAUGUUGAGUGGGCCUUUGGUGUUCUUCAAUCACGUUUCGCAAUAAUACAAAGACCAGCUCUUGUAUGGGAUGAAACGUUGUUGUGGGAGAUAAUGCUGGCUUGUAUAAUUCUUCAUAAUAUGAUUGUUGAGGAUGAACGAGAUACAUAUCAGAAUUAUGGUGACAUGUCAGAAUUCGAGCAAGAAAAUGCAACAGCAAUUAGCGGAUCAACGCGUACAAACUAUUCUGUGCAACAUGGUCGAAUUAAUGAUAUUGGAAUGGAACGAUAUAUGGAAAGGCGAGCUGAUGCAUGGGAUAGAAAUGUGCACAACGCUUUACAAAGAGACUUGGUUCAACAUAUUUGGCAAAUUAAUCACCAGUCUACUGAUGAUGAUUGA
Beta vulgaris subsp. vulgaris (sugar beet) is the source of this 1377-nucleotide messenger RNA. RefSeq lists its product as uncharacterized. Bases 1 to 1377 code for a protein of 458 amino acids. The record is from RefSeq and is a predicted model, not a curated record. The transcript has a single exon. Lineage: Eukaryota; Viridiplantae; Streptophyta; Magnoliopsida; Caryophyllales; Amaranthaceae.